Molecule: messenger RNA, 3490 nt
Organism: Cylas formicarius (sweet potato weevil)
Lineage: Eukaryota; Metazoa; Arthropoda; Insecta; Coleoptera; Brentidae
Product: importin-7
Exons: 7
Coding region: 120-3254 (1044 amino acids)
Biological process (GO): protein import into nucleus
Cellular component (GO): nuclear envelope; cytosol
Molecular function (GO): small GTPase binding
Source: RefSeq, a predicted model, not a curated record
CGUUUCCGUCAGAAAUAAGUGCGGGCAAAAGGCUAGUCCAUCGGCCGCGAGUCGGGGAGGCGAUAAUUGUCGCUCUGGCCGAACAAUUCGAGCAAAAUCACGCAGUGGUAACGGCGACAAUGGAAAUUCGCAAAGUGAUCGAGCUGCUUCGGGCGACGAUCGACCCAAAUCAGCGUCAACAGGCCGAGAACCAACUCGGCCAGAUUCACAAGAUCAUCGGGUUCGCGCCGUCGCUCCUUCAGGUGGUGAUGAUGGCCGACUGCGACAUGCCAGUCAGACAGGCCGGAGCCAUCUACUUGAAAAACUUGAUUUCCGCGAACUGGCAAGACAGGGAAGCGGAACCCGGGCAACCGAUGCCGUUCGCCCUCCACGAACAGGACAGGGCGCUCAUCAGGGACAGCAUAGUGGACGCUGUGGUGCACGCGCCCGAUCUUAUAAGAACUCAGCUGUGUAUGUGCGUUAAUAAUAUGGUCAAACACGAUUUUCCCUCGAGGUGGACGCAGAUCGUCGACAAGAUCAGCGUGUAUUUGUCCAACCCGGACCCGAGCGGCUGGCACGGUGCCCUGCUCUCUCUCUACCAGCUGGUUAAAAACUUCGAGUACAAAAAGGCGGAGGAACGGGGCCCACUCCACGAGGCGAUGAAUCUGCUGCUGCCUCAGCUCUAUCAGCUCGAGGUCAGGCUGCUGCCCGAUCAGUCCGAGCAGUCCGUGCUGCUCCAGAAGGAAGGGCUCAAAGUGUACUUUGCCCUCACCCAGUAUAUACUACCCCUCGAGCUGAUCACGAAGGAGACCUUCGCCCAAUGGAUGGAAGUUUGUAGGCAGGUGGUGGAAAGGGCGGUGCCUCCGGCCGCUUUCCAACCCGACGAGGACGAGCGCGCGGACCUGCCGUGGUGGAAGUGCAAGAAGUGGGCGUUGCACAUCCUGUUCCGGAUGUUCGAACGGUACGGCUCUCCCGGUCACGUGUCCAAAGAGUACAACAAGUUCGCGGAAUGGUACCUGCGCACGUUCAGCACCGGCGUGCUGGAGGUGCUGCUCCGCGUCCUCGACGGCUACCGCAGCGGCCACUGGGCGCCGCCCCGCGUUCUCCAGCAGACGCUCAACUACCUGAACCAGGCGGUGUCGCACGCGCACACCUGGCACAUCCUCAAACCCCACAUGCCCGCCAUCGUGCAGGACGUCAUCUUCCCGCUGAUGAGCUACUCGACGGACGACCACGAGCUCUGGACCGUUGACCCCCACGAGUUCAUCCGCGUCAAGUUCGACGUGUUCGAGGACUUCGUGUCGCCGGUGACGGCCGCGCAGACGCUCCUCCACUCGGCGUGCAAGAAACGCAAGGAGAUGCUCGGCAACACGAUGAUGAUGCUCACCCAGGUGCUGACCAACGCGGCGACGGAACCGGCGCAGAAAGACGGCGCCCUCCACAUGGUCGGCUCCCUGGCCGACAUCCUCCUCAAAAAGGAACCGUACAAGGACCAGCUCGAUCACCUCUUCGUCAAGUACGUGUUCCCGGAGUUCGGUAGCGAGCGGGGCCAUCUUCGCGCGCGCGCCUGCUGGAUGCUCCACUAUUUCGCCGAAUUCGACUUCAAGCAGGAGCAGAUCCUGAUGGAGGCGGUCAAUCUGACGGUACGCGCGCUCCUCUUCGACAAGGACCUGCCGGUCAAGGUGGAGGCGGCGAUAGCGCUCCAAUCGCUGCUCAACUAUCAGGAAAAGUGCCACAAGUACAUCGAGCCCCAGGUGAAGCAGAUCGCGCUCGAACUGCUCACCAUCAUCCGCGAGACCGAGAACGAGGACGUCACCGGCGUGAUGCAGAAAUUGGUGUGCGUGUUCACGCAGCAGCUCGCCCCGAUCGCGGUCGAGAUCUGUCAGCACCUCGCCUACACCUUCACCCAAGUGUUGGACACGGACGAGGGCUCCGACGAGAAAGCGAUCAUGGCGAUGGGCCUGCUCAACACCAUCGAAACGCUGCUGACGGUAAUGGACGACCAGCCGGAGGUGAUGCAGCUGCUCGAGCCGACCGUCCUCCAGGUCAUCGUCCAGGUGCUCCGUAACGAGGUCCAGGAGUUUUACGAGGAGAUCGUCGAGCUCGUCUACGACCUGACCAGCAAACGGAUAUCGCCGGACAUGUGGAAGGUGUUCGAGCUCCUCUACCAGGUGUUCAUGAAGAACGGCAUCGACCACUUCACCGACAUGAUGCCCGCCAUCCACAACUACGUCACGAUCGACACCGACGCGUUCCUCUCUGACGAGAAACGUCUGGUCGCCAUCUACAACAUGUGCAAGGAGAUCCUGACCAAGGACUGCGGCGAGGAUCCCGAGUCGCACGCGGCCAAACUGCUCGAGGUGCUGCUGCUGCAGUGCCGCGGCAAAAUCGACAGCGCCGCCCCGAUGCUCGUCGAACUGGCCGCCACGCGGCUCCUGCGCGAAGUUAAGACGAGCGAGCUGCGCACCAUGUGCCUCCAAGUGCUGAUCGCCGCCCUCUACUACAACCCGCAGCUGCUGUUCGCCGUGCUGCAGAAGAUGCCCGACUUCACGAACCACUUCAUCAAGCAGUGGCUCCACGACACCGACUGCUUCCUCGGCAUCCACGACCGCAAACUGUGCGUCCUCGGCCUGUGCACGCUGAUCGCGAUGGACGAGAAGCCGCCCGCCCUGCUCGAGAUGGCGCCCAAGGUGGUGCCCGCGCUCAUCCUUCUAUUCGACGGCCUGAAGAGGGCGUACGCCGCGAAAGCGCAGGCCGAAGCGGAGGAGGAGGAGAGCGAGACCGACGACGACGAGGAAAUCGAGGCGGAACUGCUCAGCAGCGACGAGGACGAGCUCGAGGACGAAAGCCAGACGUAUCUCGACAGUUUGGGUAGGAAGGCGACGACCGAAGGUCAAGCGAAGGGCGUCAACGUGACCGCCACGAUCCACGACAUCGAGGACGGCUCCGACGACGAGGACUCGGACUACGAGCCGACCGAGGAGACGGUGCUCGAGUCGUUCACCACGCCCCUGGACAAGCCCGACUGCGACGUCGACGAGUACCAAGCGUUCAAGCAGGUGAUGACGAACAUCAAGAACCGCGAGCCCGAGUGGUACAACGCGCUCACGGCUCACCUCAACGAGCACCAGCUCAAGACGCUGAACGAGGUGGUCGUGUUGGCGGAGCAAAGGGCUGCGGCGCGCGAAAGCAAGCGGAUCGAGCAGCAGGGCGGUUACAUGUUCACGCAGCAGGCAGUGCCGACGAGUUUCAAGUUCGGCGAGGGCAACUCGUGAGGGACCCGACGCCGGCGUUUCGACCCACGUUAAUUUAUUGACAGUGUAUAAUGCGCGACGGCGGCGGCGCCACUCAGUAAAUCUCCGUUUUAUUUUUUGAUUAAGUGCCUUUUUAUUACCGACGGGGGGGGAGGGGGCGAGAACGCCGCGUCCCCCCGCUCCCCUCGUAACCAAUUUUCGUUGUCGGCCGGAUAUCGUUCGAGAGGGGGGGAGGCAAUUAAUAAAUCGAAGUCUUA